Molecule: messenger RNA, 1599 nt
Organism: Artibeus jamaicensis (Jamaican fruit-eating bat)
Lineage: Eukaryota; Metazoa; Chordata; Mammalia; Chiroptera; Phyllostomidae
Gene: METAP2
Product: methionyl aminopeptidase 2
Exons: 11
Coding region: 70-1506 (478 amino acids)
Biological process (GO): proteolysis
Molecular function (GO): metalloaminopeptidase activity
Source: RefSeq, a predicted model, not a curated record
GUGUAGGUGGGUGAAGGAGGAGCGGGCCCUUGCCGCUCGCUCUCACUCGCUCGCGCUCUCUCGGGCAACAUGGCGGGCGUGGAGGAGGCACCGUCCUCCGGGAGCCACCUGAAUGGCGUCUUGGAUCCAGACGACAGGGAAGAGGGAGCUGCCUCCGCGGCUGAGGAGGCAGCCAAGAAAAAAAGACGAAAGAAGAAGAAGGCCAAAGGGGCUGCCACAGCAGGGCAACAGGAACCUGAUAAAGAACCAGGAGCUUCAGUUGAUGAGGUAGCAAGACAAUUGGAAAGACAAGCAUUGGAAGAGAAAGAAAGAGAUGAUGAUGACGAAGAUGGAGAUGGUGAUGGAGAUGGAGCAGCUGAAAAGAAGAAGAAAAAGAAGAAGAAGAAGAGAGGACCAAAAGUUCAGACUGACCCUCCCUCAGUUCCAGUAUGUGACCUGUAUCCUAAUGGUGUAUUUCCCAAAGGACAAGAAUGCGAGUACCCACCCACACAAGAUGGGCGAACAGCUGCUUGGAGAACUACAAGUGAAGAAAAGAAAGUGUUAGAUCAAGCUAGUGAAGAGAUUUGGAAUGAUUUUCGAGAAGCUGCAGAAGCACACCGACAAGUUCGAAAAUAUGUUAUGAGCUGGAUCAAGCCUGGGAUGUCAAUGAUAGAAAUCUGUGAAAAGUUGGAAGAUUGUUCACGAAAGCUAAUAAAAGAAAAUGGAUUAAAUGCAGGCCUGGCAUUUCCUACUGGGUGUUCUCUCAAUAACUGUGCUGCCCAUUAUACUCCCAAUGCUGGUGACACAACAGUAUUACAGUAUGAUGAUAUCUGUAAGAUAGACUUUGGAACACAUAUAAGUGGUAGGAUUAUUGACUGUGCUUUUACUGUCACUUUUAAUCCCAAAUAUGAUACAUUAUUAAAAGCUGUAAAAGAUGCCACUAACACUGGAAUAAAGUGUGCUGGAAUUGAUGUCCGUCUAUGUGAUGUUGGUGAGGCCAUCCAAGAAGUUAUGGAAUCCUAUGAGGUUGAAAUAGAUGGCAAGACAUAUCAAGUCAAGCCAAUCCGUAAUCUAAAUGGACAUUCAAUUGGGCCAUACAGAAUACAUGCUGGGAAAACAGUGCCCAUUGUGAAAGGGGGAGAGGCAACAAGAAUGGAGGAAGGAGAAGUGUAUGCCAUUGAAACCUUUGGUAGCACAGGAAAAGGCGUUGUUCAUGAUGAUAUGGAAUGCUCACAUUAUAUGAAAAAUUUUGAUGUUGGACAUGUGCCAAUAAGGCUUCCAAGAACAAAACACUUGUUAAAUGUCAUCAAUGAAAACUUUGGCACCCUUGCCUUCUGCCGGAGAUGGCUGGAUCGCUUGGGAGAAAGUAAAUACCUGAUGGCUCUGAAGAAUCUGUGUGACUUGGGCAUUGUAGAUCCAUAUCCACCAUUAUGUGACAUUAAAGGAUCGUAUACAGCACAGUUUGAACAUACCAUACUGUUGCGUCCAACGUGUAAAGAAGUUGUCAGCAGAGGAGAUGACUAUUAAACCUCUAGUCCAAAGCCACCGUAAUGUCUUUUAUUUUAUAAGCUUUGUGGGAAUACGUUAUACCGGAAUUAAUUUCGCAAUAUGUCUGUUUAA